GCCCUAACCCUAGCCUGAAACUUUCACCAUCUUCGUCUUCUUCCUCUUCACAACCCUAAUUUCAAUCCACUUCUCACAUUCUCAGCACAAAAACAUGCUUCUCUAAUUCUUCCUUCACACGUAUUUGACCUCCACAGAUGCGAAGCUAUGUCUCUGGAAGCUUCGCUAGAACGACGAAAGCAGCCCCAAGCUCCCGGGACUGGCAAUGGAAAUGGCGUCGUCCCACCCCCCGCACAGUCUUUCUCAACCCACAGGCUUCGUCUCCAACCCAAGGAAGAUCACAAGUCGGAGAGCUAUGAAGACCUCCAAUUAGAAUUCAGUCCGGUCCUCUUCAGCAUGCUGGAAAGGCACUUGCCUCCGAGCAUGCUCAAUGUGGCACGCGACCUUAAGCUUCAGUACAUGAGGGACAUUCUACUCCGAUAUGCUCCCGAGGGUGAACGCAACCGAGUUCAGAGGCAUAGAGAAUACCGACAAAAGAUUAUAUCAAACUAUCAGCCAUUACACAGGGAGCUUUACAGCAUGCAUGCUGCAAACUUCUUUGUCCCCUCGUUUCUCAAAGCUAUCAAUGAGAAUUCGGAGGAGAGCUUUAGACGCAUCAUGUCUGAACCCUCUCCAGGAAUUUAUAAAUUUGAAAUGCUUCAACCACAAUUUUGUGAAAAGCUGUUAUCUGAGGUGGAAAGCUUUGAAAGAUGGGUUCACGAGACGAAAUUCAGAAUCAUGCGACCAAACACAAUGAACAAAUAUGGUGCUGUUCUCGAUGACUUUGGUUUAGAGACCAUGCUUGAUAAGUUGAUGGAUGAUUUUAUACGUCCUAUAUCAAGAGUUUUCUUUCCAGAAGUUGGAGGAGCCACACUGGACUCCCAUCAUGGUUUUGUUGUAGAAUAUGGAAUCGAUAGAGAUGUGGAACUUGGUUUUCAUGUGGAUGAUUCGGAAGUCACAUUGAAUGUUUGCUUGGGUAAACAAUUUUCUGGUGGUGAACUGUUCUUUCGUGGCAUCCGGUGUGACAAACAUGUUAAUACAGAGACCCAAUCAGAGGAAAUCUUUGACUAUCUCCAUGUUCCUGGGCAUGCGGUUCUUCAUCGUGGUCGUCAUCGGCAUGGUGCUAGAGCUACAACAUCUGGGCGUCGGGUCAACUUACUUUUGUGGUGCAGAAGUUCUGUGUUUAGAGAGUUGAAGAAAUACCAGAAAGAUUUCUCCAGCUGGUGUGGAGAAUGCCAACGUGAGAAAAGAGAAAGGCAACUCCUAUCGAUCGAUGCAACGAAGCAGGAGUUACUUAGAAGGGAAGUAAAAUCUCCUCCUUGAGCAGCCUACAAGGUGAAAAACUAUGGUUGAGGAGCUGUAAAUUUAACCAAAUAUGAAGAUGAUGUUCAUCAGAUUUGAAGUCUCUUCUGUCUUAAAGCUUUCGCCAUGUGCAGGUAAUGAGUGAUGUCCUGUAUUAUUUCGUGCUGCAUUACAUUUUGCAGGUGUAGCUGUACAUUUGAAAUGUUGUUGAUAGGUGAAAUUAUUAUUAUAGCUGUCAGAAAAAUUUAACCAAUUAGAAACCUGUUUGUGCCGAAUUGGAGUGAAUUAACAUGUAUUCUUAGCUUAUGAUACUUCCCAUACGUCGAAUUGAAUAUUCUGUUCAUAGUGCAGCAAUUUAUUACACUGCCCAUCAAGUCAGGGACGGCAAUGAGAUUGGAUUAAUGUGGCGAAACAAA
Molecule: messenger RNA, 1697 nt
Organism: Benincasa hispida (wax gourd)
Lineage: Eukaryota; Viridiplantae; Streptophyta; Magnoliopsida; Cucurbitales; Cucurbitaceae
Product: 2-oxoglutarate and iron-dependent oxygenase domain-containing protein CP2-like
Molecular function (GO): iron ion binding; L-ascorbic acid binding; oxidoreductase activity, acting on paired donors, with incorporation or reduction of molecular oxygen
Source: RefSeq, a predicted model, not a curated record